AUGGGAAGUGCUAUUUCAAAUAUACAAAAAUCCUUUUCUGCAGAACAAUUAAAGUUGUCCAUAUCCGAUUUAACAGACAGCAUACAAGAGCAAAACUUUAGUUACCUCUUCCUAAAAGAGGAACGUGGUAAAAAAACUAUUAAAAGGCAAAAAAGUUCAUCAGAAAUUAUAAAGGAAGUUAUGGAAAUGUUAAGUGUUCGUGCAGAAUUAGAAAAGAUAAAUAAGGAAAAAGAACGACAAAGAAAAAUAGCAGAAGAAGAAAUAAAGAAACAAGCACGACUCAAAAAAGCGGCGAAAUUAGCUGAAUCAAAGAAAGAAUUGGAAACACAAACAGAAAGCUUAUCAGUAAAAAUAAAUGACGUUGAAAAAAAAGAUGAAGUUGAUUUAAAAGAUAGUAAAAGAGAAAAGAGUGGGGUAAAAUCUCAAAGCAUUAAGCCUGAAAUAAAAGCCAGACAGUCUAAAUCAGAUAAAGAAUCAUUAAAGUCAAAUAAAAAGGACGAAAUAAAAAAGGAAAAGGAAGAUCGUGCUACGUUGGAGAAAAAUAAAAAAAUGAAAGAGAAAGAGGAAAAAGAAGAGCGUCUUAAAAUGGAAAAAGAAAGAAAAAUAAAAGAGAAGGCUGAAAAGGAGGAGCGUUUAAAAAUGGAACAAGAGAAAAAAUUGAAAGAAAAGGAGGAAAAAGAGAGAAUCAAAAAAGAAAAACAAGAGCAAAUGCAAAAGGAAAAAGAGGAACGCCGUAAACAAAGGGAAGAUCAAGACAAUACUUCAAAAUUGAAAGAACCUAAAAUGGAGCCAAAGUCGAACGUAGCUUCAGAUAAAAUACCUAUAAACAAACAAGAUACAAUAAGGGAUGUAGAAUUGAAAUUAAAAUAUAAACAAGUAGAAGAAAAUACGCACUUGAAGUCACUUGCAGAUGAAAAACAAAAGGAAGAGGCAUUUGCAAAAAUGGCUCUUGCCAAAACGGAAAGAAAUAUAAAUAAAUCCAAAGAAGAACCGACUGUGCAAGAAUCCUCUAAACCAAAAGAACAGCCCACGAUAAAAGAACUGAACAUUAAUAAAGUAAAACUUAGAAAAGGUUCGUCUGAUGAUUUAAUACUACAACUAGUUAAAAUAAAACAAGCUGAAGAAAAGAAGCAGAAAACAAAACCAGUGCGUUUGUCGGAAUUAAAUGUAUCUUCUUGUACAAUGAAAUCUCAUCUCAAACAUAAAUUAAGACGUGGGGUGGAGUGCACGAUUUGCGAAGAUUCUGAGCUAGAACUCGAUGUAGAUAACGUUUUAUAUAACCAAAAUAGAGAGAAAGAACCUAAUAGUAUCAUUAUAGGUGACAGAAUUCUCAAAAGUAGGAUUCCAAACAUUGAGAAACCUGUGAAGGGUAAUCUGUUUGAGCCCCUAUUAUUUAAAUCUGGGGUUCAUAUUCAAUUUUAUUUCGAAAGAAUGUCGAAAACUAAAAAAGCCGAUACGACUACAAAGACGGAGCAAGAAGUAGCCAAAGGUGUUAUCCGUUAUGCUUUGUCAGAUCGUUCGUUUAUUGAUAAAGGUUGGACUAUGCUACCCACUGAAAAAGUUGUGCGAAAAAUGAACGUCUACCGUAUGAGGCCCGCACAUCCUGAAUUUGAUUGGUUCGAACAUAAUAAAAAUAAAAAGAUAAUGUUAUAUGACACCGAAGAGAAACUAGCAGAAUUUGAUGACAACGGGAAGGGUCGCUGGUUUUAUAGAAACGGAAGAAAAGCUCUCGAUUAUUAUGAUGCUGAAGAAAUAAAUGCCCAGCAAAGGUUUGUUAUAUACAGUAAUGGGGAACCUGAUGAAAGAGGUCGUGCACGACCCUAUACAAUUCUGGCUACCUUUGAUUAUUUAGGAAACGGAAUUGUUUUUGAUCACAGUGGAAAAAUAAGGCUUAAAUAUAACCAGACUGAAGGGGUUGUCCUUGAUAGAAAUAUAGGUCCCGUGUCUCAUUGGAAAUGGCACACAUUAAACGAUCCCCCAGUACUACAGCAAGUUAUGAUUGACACUCAAAUGGCACAUAAAGACCCUGACAUAUUGAAACUUGGUGGGCAUGGUGAUGAAAAACCGAGAAAUGAUAACGAAGAAAUGCUCGCAAUUGAAUUUGACAAUUUUAUUAAAGAAAAAAGUAAAAAGUUAACUCAAAAGUUCAAGCCUUUUCAAAUUAAAAUGAAAGCACUUAAAAUAAAUGAACAUUUUUCAUUGAAGGUUCUUGAUCAGGCCACAGUGUACUUGAUAUUUAGAGAUGGAUCUGCUAAUUUAAAAUUGAAUAUAGGAAUGAUCCUAGAUCACAAGGAAAUUGUCGAUACAGAUACGGCUGAAGUUGGAGAAGUUUCUAAUAGCUUAGAACGUUUUCCGGCACGAACAGAUAGUUUAGCGGGCUUGCAACAAAGCGUAGCAUACGCCCAACGAAUCGAACGGGCUAGACUAGAAAGGGAGCGUCGAUUGCGACCUAGUCAAUCAUGCGCAAGUGCUGAUAAACUUACAGCUGGUGCAUCAAGACCUUUACGAAUUCCCUUUCGUACGGCUUCAUCAAGUACAUCUACGAAUACGACUGGAUGUUGUUGUCGAUGUAGAAAGCCUUCGACGAAAAAUAUUUAUUAUGACACUCGAUUAAUUUAAUAAAGCAUAUAAAAU
Messenger RNA from Colias croceus (clouded yellow), 2634 nucleotides. RefSeq names its product titin homolog. The transcript is spliced from 7 exons. The coding region runs from base 1 to 2619 and encodes 872 amino acids. The record is from RefSeq and is a predicted model, not a curated record. Lineage: Eukaryota; Metazoa; Arthropoda; Insecta; Lepidoptera; Pieridae.